AUGGUCCCCUCUUUCUACAGUUCCCGAACUUCAAAUAUCUGUAUCAUUUCUUUCCUCCUUCUUCUUCUUCUUCCCUUUGUUAAUUCAAUUUCCUUAAAAAGAACACGAUUUGACCCCACUGACACCAGCAUAAUCUAUGAGGGAGGUGCAUCAGCUUAUGUUGGAACCAUUGAAUUUAAUAGUGACACUUAUAUGUGUCAAGUUGGUCGAGCUACUUACGCUAGCAAGAACCAUAUUGUUCACAUUGAAUUUGAUUCUUUUGCGAAUUUUGAUUGGGAUCCUCCAAUUCAACAUGUUGGGAUCAACAACAACUCCAUCUCCUCAGCCACAUACACCUAUUGGAAUACUAGCUUACACCGUGGCGAUACUGCUGAUGUGUGGAUCACCUAUAACUCCACUACAAAGAAUCUGACUGUUUCUUGGAAAUACCAGACAACUUCUGCUCCUCAAGAGAAUACAAGUCUUUCCUACAUUAUUGAUCUCAGGGAGGUUCUUCCUGAGUGGGUCACGAUUGGGUUUACAGCCGCUACCUCUAAUCUUAUUGAGCAGCAUGUGCUUCAGUCAUGGGAAUUUAGUUCGACUCUGGAGAUGAGUGAAACGAGAGGAAAGGAUGCUAAAAAGAUGACACUAGAGGUGAGUCUGGCAGUUUCAGGAGCUGUUUUGAUAGCUGUGAUUGCUGUAGUAUCUGGAAUUCUGUGGAGACGGAAGUUGAAUGGGAACAAUGUGUUGUUCAUCGAUGUCAAAUCAAGCAAUAUAAUGCUCGAUCCAAGUUUCAAUGUCAAGCUCGGUGAUUUUGGGUUAGCUCCACUAAUGGACCAUGAGCUAGGUCCGCAGCCUACAGGGUUGGCUGGAACUAUAGGCUAUUUGGCUCCAGAAUAUAUAAGCACAGGUAGAGCUAGUAAGGAGUCUGAUGUAUAUAGUUUUGGAGUGGUUGCUUUAGAGAUUGCUACUGGAAGAAAAGCAGUUGAUACCACUGAACAAAAUUCAGAAAUGAGUUUGGUAGAGUGGAUUUGGGAUCUCUAUGGAAUUGGAAAGCUUAACUUGGCUGUUGACGAGAAACUUCAGUCUGAUUUUGAUGACAAUCAAAUGGAGUGCUUGAUGAUUGUGGGUAUCAGAAAACAUAAUGAAGAAGAUGACAUGGCAGUGAGGCUUACUACGUGGCAGCCACAUCACAUAGCUGAUUGCAAGAUUAGUUAA
This is a messenger RNA of Dovyalis caffra, 1197 nucleotides long. Lineage: Eukaryota; Viridiplantae; Streptophyta; Magnoliopsida; Malpighiales; Salicaceae. The record is from the annotation of a GenBank genome assembly.